This is a messenger RNA of Corythoichthys intestinalis (scribbled pipefish), 14024 nucleotides long. It is a transcript of the gene apc, whose product is annotated as APC regulator of WNT signaling pathway. Gene Ontology annotation, cellular component: catenin complex; cytoplasmic microtubule; beta-catenin destruction complex. The coding region runs from base 3875 to 10162 and encodes 2095 amino acids. Lineage: Eukaryota; Metazoa; Chordata; Actinopteri; Syngnathiformes; Syngnathidae. Gene Ontology annotation, molecular function: microtubule binding; gamma-catenin binding; beta-catenin binding. The record is from RefSeq and is a predicted model, not a curated record. The transcript has 18 exons. Gene Ontology annotation, biological process: cell migration; negative regulation of canonical Wnt signaling pathway; regulation of cell differentiation.
CGGGGGAGGCAUAGUUUGGUGUUAAGCGCCCGUGUUAAUGUUCGAAAUGAAUUUGGACGAAAGAAAAGGCGUCGCACCUUACGACUGACUCGUACACGGAGUAACUCAAGUGGUUUUUGGUUUUUUUUGUAUUUCUUUUUCUUUCCGCCCGAUUCAAGGGGAUGCUAAGAAGUGUUGUUGUUGUUGUUGCCAUCCUCGUGACGUUACCGUGGCUAAAUAGUUGUUUACUGCUUGGUUUAGUUCUGAACCCAAUCACUGCCAUUGGCAGUGAUCUACAUCAAUUCUAUUUCAAAGGAGUCAUCCUGUUUUGUUGCAAUUGACAGCGAUAGACGUUAAAUUCAACACCCGUUUCAAAUUUUUGGCAGGCAAGGAGUUAAAACAUGCUUAUUCUUCCUCUGGUCAAUAUGCACCCUCCUUGAGUUUAUCAUUGGUAGACGUCCAGUCUAUUCGAAGAGGGAGGUUAGCAGCGAAUGAACGAAAACACUUGAAAUAGAUUGGACGUCUAUCGUGAUCGGUGUUUUUUUUUUGUCAGCCCUUUUCAUUUUAGUCAGUGUUUUGGAUGAAAAUACUUAUUAGUCAUUUUAGUAUGGCUUAGUCUUCUUUGAAGAUAUUGAAGCAGUUUUCGUUUAGUUUGUAGUCGUCAGUCUAAACUACUUCUGUUAUUAAAAAACGAGAUGUCAUCUGCUACCAAGUUAUGUCCAAACCACUGAGCACAGUGCUUCGUCUGAUGAUAAUGCACUCGGCAGGAAAACGGUACAUUAUUUUCAAUUGGUGAUACCCACCAGGACGCCAACAAUUUUGUCUUGUUAUUGUCUCGUCAGACAAAAACUGGCAUUCGUCUCGUUAUGUUUUAGUCUCCGGAGACCAGUGCUUAAUUUUUAAAUCAUAAGGUGCCGGAAUGCAAAGUACAUAUGACAGCACAGGGAUGACGAGACGGGCACAGGUCCAGGAACAUAAGCAGAAAAUGGUGCUGAAACAACAUGCAAAUGCCCACUUGCCCUGCUGUGGGACUUACACUCCUCAAUUUCAGAUAAUAAUAAUAAUACAUUUUAUUUCUAGGGCGCUUUUCAAGCCAUACAAAGAUGCUUCACAAGAGAGAUGGAAUCAUAGUACCAGGAAAACAAUCAUAAAAAGAUUAAAAGCAUAAUAUCCAUGGAAUAAAUGUUGUGACAAAAAUUUAGAAUUAGUUAGGCUAUACUCUGCACAGCAUGGGAAAUUGCCCACAUAACAACAGGUGGGACUGACAGUCAGCAAUUAGUCUCUCAACAGAUCUCACUUGUAAAACAUAAAAAAGAUUGGCACGCCUAUUUAGCUUACCAUAUUUAGUUGUCCAAAACAUUCCGAGUUGGCAUUGUUGCUUUUCUGACUCAUUUGUCUGUCUGUUAGGCAUGUUGAAAUACCGUUUGAUCCUAAAGUUUUUUUGUAAUUUAUGUCAGUGGCUGAGUUUUUGGUCCAGCUUCUGAGCGUGUCAACAAAUCUCUGACUCUUUCAAAUAACAACAACUUUUUAAAUGAACGGCGUGUCAUUCUGAAGUUUUGUUUCCACUCGAAAAGUUAAAACAGCAGCUGAUCUGACGAUCAAUCUCCAUGUUUUGCAACGUGACGCUUUGUUUUGAUUAAUCUGCAUAUGUCAGACGUCAGUUGUCAAACGUCCUUUCGGAAUAAAGGCAGACACAUGCAAACGCUGGAUCGGAAUAGAUGAAGUGACAUGUAAACAGCUGAUGUGAAAUUUCCAUUCGGAAUGAUUUGAAUCGGUAUGAAUAAAAGUCAGCAUGUAAACGUGGCUAUUGUUACCAGUAUUUCCAAGGGGCCGCUGUCCCGUUUCAGUGUGACCGGCAUUGCCAAUUUGGCGUAGAAGAAGAAGUGGGUCAGCGUAUGGGGGAGAGAAGGGAAGCGCGGUGUUGACUUUAACUACGGUUCGGAGUUGAUAGCACCGCUAACCAAAAGUGCAGAUUGGAAACAACAUGCAAUUCUUGUGAUAUGUUCUGUAAAUGAAUCUUUUCAUCUUAUUAUUUUAUAUAUUUUUAAAAAAGGUUUUUAUAUUGCCGCAUCACCGGGGCUGUAAUCGAUACGGUAAUUUCUGCGUCAACGUGGGGCUCUUAUUGGUGUUUCAUUGCGCCAGCGCGACGCUCCGAUGCUUCUUGGACUGCAUAGCCGCUCGUCAGUGACUUGUUUUUUGUUUUGCAUUUGGGUGGCGGAAAGAAGAAUAAAAUGACGGGGUAAAAAGCGUCAAGGUUCCGGUGUUAUUUUAGCUGCCAAGCUUUCACUGAGCAAGCGUUACAAUUUAAAGCGACUGUUUUCUGUGCAGCCCAAAUGCUUGAUGAAAAGUUUGGGCAACCAUGACUUAGAAUGGUGGUUUCCAGUGUUAUCCAGUGUGUGCUCUGUUCGUUAAAACGCACUGAUUCUUAGCGUUAUUUAUUGUAGGGGGCGCUAGCGUAGCAAGUGAUGAUAAUGAGUUCUUCACCUGUCAUUAGGGUUGUUCCGAUCAUGUUUUUUUGCUCCCGAUCCGAUCCUGAUCGUUUUAGUUUGAGUAUCUGCCGGUCCCGAUAUUUCCCGAUCCGAUUGCUUUUUUUUUUUUUUUUUGCUCCCGAUUCAAUUUCAACCUUUCCCGAUAAUUUUUCCCAAUCAUAUACAUUUUGGCAAUGCAUUAAGUAAAAAAAUGAAUAAAACUCGGACGAAUAUAUACAUUCAACAUACAAUACAUAAGUACUGUAUUUGUUUAUUAUGACAAUAAAUCCUCAAGAUGGCAUUUACAUUAUUAACAUUCUUUCUGUAAGAGGGAUCCACGGAUAGAAAGACUUGUAAUUCUUAAAGGAUAAAUGUGACUUGGAUAUUGUGACUAAAUAUUGCCAUCUAGUGUAUUUGUUGAGCUUUCAGUAAAUGAUACUGUAGCCAUUUAACUGUUCUGCCCAAUUGCAUGAUGGGAAGUGCAACCAUGACUGUGCGUAGUGGCACCAAUUGAUAUAUCUUCUCUGCGUUGGGAAAUAACAUAGGGUGUUAAGAAAAAGAUCAACUACGACCUUUCUUCCCCACAUUGCUUCCCACGCUAUUUCUAAUUGUUGAGAGAGGGAUUGUAAGGCUUUAGCCAUUUAAAAAAUGGCUCCAGAGACUGCCAAAAUUCACUCUACUCAUAUUACGUUGUCUUUUAGCUCUAUAUAUAGGUAAAACGGCGCCAUUAUAGAUUGAACGUGACAAUGCGUGAGUGCAAGCGCAUGAGUUAAUUGCGUUAAAUAUUUUAACGUGAUUAAUUAAAAAAAAAAUUUUUUACUGCCGUUAACGCGAUAAAUUGAUAGCCCUACUUUAAGCCAUAACUAAAGACUCUGGAUGAGUGUAAGACAUUUUGUCUGUAACGUUAAAUACAAUUAGAAAACGAUUUAAUUAAAAAAUACAUAUAUAUUAAAAAAAGGGAUGUCCGAUAUUUUUUUGCCGAUUCCGAUACUUUGAAAAUGACGUUACCGGACCCGAUCGAUCGGCAUCUUUACCUGUCAUUCCUCUCCACGUUGCUCGCCACGAUACUAUCAUCAAUAUUAUUACACAAGAGGUGCCGGAUCAGACUAAAUAAGUCCCGGAACACAUGGAGCCCAAAAUCAAGAGGUACCGGAACAUGUUCUGGCAUGAUCUGGCUCAAAUUAACCCCUGCCCGAGACACAUUUUUCAGCUUGUUGUCAUGUCGUUGUCAAGAAAAACUGUUCGUCGAUGGAAUAUUUUCCAUAUCGACAACAAUGCUCAUGAUAAAUGCAUUUCAUUCCCUUCACUAUUUGUACUUGAAAAUUAUUUCGAAGGGUAAAACAGUCAUGUAUUUUUUUCAAUUGACAAGAUACUGGAAAUAGGCAAAUUCAAAGUCACCAAUCUGUAAAGAACGGGCAAAUAUUGAGAUGCUGAUGCCCCCCGGGGUGUCAGGCUCUGGUAACCCGGUCAGCGCGCAGGCUGCGGCUCAGGAAAAGCAGAAGCGGCGGGGGUCGGGCGGGGGAGCCCCUCCCUCCCUCUCUCCCCAUUGGUCGCCACUCCGCCCAGCUGACGCUUCUGUCAGACGCGGACGAGGAGCUGAUGGAGGCGACAGCGAUGGGGUCAGAGGCCGGCGCUACAAGAUGGCGGCGGGGGCAUCGUAUGAUCAGCUGCUGAGGCAGGUGGAGGUGCUAAAGAUGGAGAACUCCAACCUGCGACAGGAGCUGCAGGACAACUCCAACCACCUCACCAAACUGGAGACCGAGGCCUCCAACAUGAAGGAGGUGCUGAAGCAACUUCAGGGCACCAUAGAAGAAGACUCGGAAGAGGCUUCCGGCUCUCAGCUGGAGCUCAUCGUCAGACUGAAAGAGAUGAGCCUGGAAGCUGGCGGAUUUAAGGCUAGGGCGAGGCCUCCGCCGCCACCCUCCUCGUCGGGCGGGGCGGCCGCUGCUCCCGGGGUUUCGGGCGCGUCGGCCAGUCGCAGAGGGCCGCCGCCGUCCGCACCCAGAGACGGUCACGAGCGCUGCCUGGAGGAGCUGGAGAAGGAGAGAGCUCUCCUAUUGGCCGAGUUGGAGAAGGAGGAGAAGGAGAAAGACUGGUACUAUGCUCAGCUCCUCAACCUGACCAAGAGGAUCGACAGUCUGCCUCUUAGCGAAAACUUCACGCUGCAGACAGACAUGAGUCGACGCCAGCUGGAGUUCGAGGCUCGCCAGAUCCACGCCGCCAUGGAGGAGCAGCUGGGCUCCCGUCAGGAAAUGGAGAAGCGAGCCGAGGCUCGGACGUCUCGAAUUCACCAGAUCGAAAAGGACGUCGUCAAGUUGCGGGCUCGACUGCAGGCGGACGCCACUCAAGUCUCCGGCGACAGUGUCGGAGGAGGGCCGGCGGCCUCGCAGAGCCCCGCCGCUCGAUCGGACCAUGAGCCGGCCGGCGAUACUGCCUACUCAGUGCCUCGACGAAUCACCAGCCACCUUGGAACAAAGGUGGAGAUGGUGUACAGCCUCCUGUCCAUGCUGGGGACGCACGACAAGGACGACAUGUCCCGCACGCUAUUGGCAAUGUCCAGCUCGCAGGACUCGUGCAUUGCCAUGCGGCAGUCCGGCUGCCUGCCGCUGCUCAUCCAGCUGCUGCAUGGCAACGACAAGGACUCGCUGUUGCUAGGAAAUUCACGUGGCAGCAAGGAGGCUCGCGCCCGUGCCUCAGCCGCGCUGCACAACAUUGUGCACAGUCAGCCGGACGACAAACGGGGACGGCGGGAGAUCCGGGUGCUCCACCUGCUGGAGCAGGUGCGCCAUUACUGCGAGGCCUGCUGGAGCUGGCAAGAGAACCACGAGAGGGGCGCGGACCAGGAAGAAAACCCCAUGCCCUCGCCCGUCGACCAUCAGAUCUGUCCCGCCGUCUGCGUCCUCAUGAAGUUGUCCUUCGACGAAGAACAUCGCCACGCCAUGAAUGAACUCGGUGGUCUGCAGGCAGUGGCGGAGCUGCUGCAGGUGGACUGCGAGAUGUUGGGUCUGAGCGGUGACCACUACAGCGUCACGCUGAGGCGAUACGCCGGCAUGGCGCUCACCAACCUGACCUUCGGAGACGUGGCCAACAAGGCCACGCUGUGUUCCAUGAAGGGCUGCAUGCGCGCCAUGGUCACCCAACUCAAAUCCGAGAGCGAAGACCUGCAGCAGGUGAUCGCCAGCGUGCUCAGGAACCUGUCGUGGCGAGCCGACGUCAACAGCAAGAAGACGCUGCGGGAGGUGGGCAGCGUGCGGGCGCUCACAGGCUGCGCCCUGGACGUCCAGAAGGAGUCCACUCUGAAAUCUGUGCUAAGCGCGCUGUGGAAUCUGUCUGCGCACUGCACGGAGAACAAAGCCGACAUCUGCUCAGUGAGCGGUGCGCUGGCCUUUUUGGUGGGCACACUGACGCACCGCAGCCACACUAAUACGCUGGCCAUCAUUGAGAGCGGGGGCGGCAUCCUCAGGAACGUCUCCAGCCUCAUCGCCACUAACGAGGCCUAUAGACACGUCCUGCGCGAGCACGGCUGCCUGCCCACGCUGCUGCAGCACCUCAAGUCCCACAGCCUGACCAUCGUCUCCAACGCUUGCGGGACACUGUGGAACCUGUCGGCGCGUGACGCCAAGGACCAGGAGGCUCUGUGGGAGCUAGGCGCCGUGGGAAUGUUGCGCAAUCUCAUCCACUCCCGCCACAAGAUGAUCGCCAUGGGCAGCGCCGCCGCAUUGCGCAACCUGACGGCCAACCGGCCGGCCCGCUACAAGGACGCAAGCGUGCUGUCGCCGGGGGCCGGGGCGCCCUCGCUGCACGCCCGCAAACAGAAGAAUCUCUAUAAAGAGCUAGAGGAAACCCAGCAGCUGUCAGAGACCUUCGACAACAUCGAUAACCUCAGCCCAAAGGCGGCGCACAGGAAGGGGCGGGGCUGCAAUGGCGUUGCGGCGGCGGGUGGCAGCCCGGGGCGCCCUUACGCCAACACACCCGUGCUGUCGGCUCCCAAAAACGGCGAUGGGGCCAAGCGGAGCGCCAAAGAGACAGGGUACGCGCGGCCCAUCUUCGCCGCCGGUGUGCGGGCAUCCAGCGACAGCCUCAACAGCGUUACCAGCGCCGACGGCUACGGCAACCGCGGCAAAACGGAACCCUCAUCAGAGCCGCUCUACUCCUCGGAUGACGCCGACAGGUGCUGCGUCUACAGGAAGUAUCCAGCUGACCUGGCGCACAAGAUCCGCAGCGUCAACCACAUGGAGGACGACGACGGCGCUGAGGUGGACACACCCAUCAACUACAGUCUCAAGUAUUCGGACGAGCAGCUGAAUUCCGGGCGGCAGAGUCCUAGCCGCCGCCGCGGGGCUGAGACAGACGAGGACAGGGAGCGGGCCGGGACGAGGGGUGAGGACGCACGUGUUCCCCCCACACCGCCACUGCGCUAUGCGCCCGCCGCGCCCGCCUACGGAGAUGCUGCUGAUCGGCCCGUCGACUACAGCCUGAAAUUCGGCGAGCCGCGAGACUCUGCCCCGCCCCCGGCCUCCUCGGCUGGUAAGGCUCGCCCACCACCCAAGGCGCAGCGGGAGUCCACGCAAACGUACUGCGUGGAAGACACACCCAUCUGCUUCUCCGGUGGAAGUUCGCUCUCUUCGCUGUCGCCCGAAGAAGAGGAGGACGAGGCGAGGAAGACGCCGGGCGGAGCCGACCACCGGCGGCGACAGCGCAAGGAAGUGGAGAGCCAGACGGCCGCCACUGCACCACCCGCACGACGUCGCGCCCACCACCACGCUCACCACGGCCACCACCAGCAGGGGACGUCGGGCGCCCGCACCCCUAAGAGUCCGCCAGAGCAGCCGUAUGCUCAGGAGACGCCGCUGAUGUUCAGUCGUUGCACUUCGGUCAGCUCCCUUGACAGCUUCUCCACUUCGUCCAUCGCCAGCUCGGUGCGCUCCAGCGAGCCGUGCAGCGGCACACCCAGUGGCGUGGUCAGCCCCAGCGACCUGCCAGACAGCCCCGGGCAGACCAUGCCCCCCAGCCGCGCUAAGACGCCCCUCCCACCGCCGCCACCCCCUCCUCUCCCCACCGAGAGCGCCCGGGAGGAAACGAAAGAGACGGAGGAAAGCGGCGGCGCCGACGUCAUGCUGCACUUUGCUACCGAGAGCACGCCACAUGGCUUCUCCUAUGCCUCCAGCCUGAGUGCGCUCAGUCUGGAGGAGCCUGAACGGGAGGACGGUGAGCGCCGGGAGGAAGCGGCGCCGCAGACCCUGCGGGAGUCCGACGACGACGAUGAUGACACUCAGAUCCUGGAGGCGUGCAUCAACAUGGCCAUGCCGCCGCGCAAAGCCGAAAAGCAGCCGCGAAGUGGCAAAGGCGGGCAACUGCCCGUCUAUAAGCUCCUCCCCCAACAGAGGAAGGAGCCGCCCCCCGCCGAAGAGGUCCCGCGCGUCUACUGCGUGGAGGGAACGCCGCUCAACUUUUCCACUGCCACGUCUCUUAGCGACCUAACCAUAGACUCGCCGCCCGAUGUGGAAGCGCCCCGUGGCGGACACCCGGAGGGGGAGAAUGGCGACGACAUCUUGGCUGAGUGCAUCAGUGCCGCCAUGCCCAAACCCAAAGCCGGCGGAAAGGAGGCGCUCCGACCGGCUGCAGCAGCCCCGUCUCUUUUCAAGAAACCCACCGGACGGGCAGCGGCCAAGCCCACAUCGCCGGUCAAGCCCACGCAACGCGCGGCCAAGGUCAAGCCGGGCUUCGCCUCUGACUCCCCGCACCGCUACACGCCUAUUGAGGGAACGCCGUGUUGCUUUUCCCGCAACGACUCGCUCAGCUCGCUGGACUUUGACGACGACGACAAGGGCGAAGAGGACGGCAAGCGGCGGGAGAAAAAAGCAGCGGCAGUCUUCCCUCAGAGCCGAGCCCCAGCCAACCCGCCCGUCAUGGACGAGAAGCAGAAGUUUGCCAUCGAGGACACGCCCGUCUGCUUCUCCAGGAACUCUUCCCUCAGUUCGCUGAGCGACAUCGACCAGGAGAACAACAACAACGAGUUCGCCGCUCCCCGUGACGACGGCGGCAACCAGGCCGAGCCGCUUCCUAGUAAAGCACGCGUGUGCAAUUACGCGCCCAAAGCCUUCCACGUGGAGGACACGCCCGUCUGCUUCUCCAGAAACUCAUCGCUUAGCUCACUCAGUAUCGACUCCGAAGACGACCUCCUGCAGGAAUGCAUUAGCUCUGCCAUGCCCAAGAAGAAGAAGAAGAAUGCCGCCGCCCCUGCGCCGCUUCCGGCUGCCCCCGCUGCGCCUCCUCCCGUCACCGCCGCCCCCAUUCUGCCUCCCGCCACCGUGACCCCGCCAGUCCCCACGCCCAAAGAGGACACGGACAUUCUGGCCGAAGAGGAGCCUCCGACGGUCCCGCGAAGCCCCGCCUCCCCAGACUCGGAAUCAUUCGAUUGGAAGGCCAUUCAAGAAGGUGCCAACUCCAUCGUUAGCAGCCUCAAUGCCGCUGCCUCCCCAUCGCUGUCCCGCCAAGGUUCGUCUGACUCUGACUCGGUGCUGUCCCUAAAAUCGGUGGGUUCGCCCUUCCGCCUGCCACCGCCCGCUAGCGACGUCCCUGACGAGGGGGCGGAAUCCAAGCGAGGCGCCAGGGUGGUCAAACCUUCCGCGGACGACAAAAAGGAGGAAGGGGAGGAACUCAAGGCGGUGAGAGGAGGGAAAAAGGUGUACCGGAGUCUGGUCACCGGCAAGCCCAGACCUGAUCUAGCUGCCAGGGGGAGGAGCAAGCCCAGAGCGCCCCCCGCUGCCGCCAAAGCACCGGGGAGUGGUGAAUCCUCUCGGGAUUCCACGCCGUCUCGCUCCUCUCAAAGAGGGGGGAGGCCCUCGCAGCUGCCGCGUACAGUGUCGCCGGCCAACCAAAAAGCGGGCGGCAAAACUGGGGCGGCGGCCCGGGUUGUGGCCAACGUCCCAAAGAAGGACAAAGCGGAAGCAGAGAAACCCGCGCUUGUGCGUCAGUCCACUUUUAUCAAGGAGGCGCCCAGUCCCACGCUCAAGAGGAAGCUGGAAGAGUCCGGUGCGACGUCCGGUCGCCAGGACGCGACCCGUUCUCAAUCGGAGAGUCCCUCGCGGCCUCCAGAUGCCGCGUCCUCGCGCCUGAGUCGCACUGGAACCUGGAAGCGCGAGAGCAAACACUCGGGCUCGCUGCCCCGCGUGGGAACAUGGAAGCGGACGGGCAGCUCAUCCUCGGUCCUCUCGGCCUCCUCUGAGUCCAGCGAGAAGGGACCCGGCGAGGAAGAUGCACCCCGGGGUGCCUGGCGGCGGGCCAAAAGUGCCGGUGCCGGAGAGAGCCAGGAAGUGUGGGUGCGUCUGGAGGACUGCCCCGUCAACAACCCGCGCUCGUCAUCCUCCUGCUCGGCCCCGUCCCCCAAGGCGCCGCCCGUCAUCUCCAAAAUACCCUCUUCUUCCAACCUCAACCUGCGCCGCAGCUGCGACAGCUUGGACGAGAAAGCGCCUGGGCAGCGGCCGGCGCAGCGUAGCGGUGCGGUGGCCGCCAGGGUCAGCCCCUUCAACUACACGCCCAGCCCCAGGAAGAGCAACCCCGCUGACAACGGCGCCUCGUCCGCCCCCGGCGUGUCGUCGGCCCCGCGCCCCUCCCUCAUCCCCACUCCGGUGACCAAGAAGCGGGAGCCCAAGGGCGGCGAAGGCAGUGGCAACGGUGGCGGGGGCGGCUCCUACAUAGUCACAUCCGUAUGAAAGCCACUCACGUUCGUCUUUUUCUACCACUAAUGAUGUGUAGCGCUUAGCUCGUGUCCCCGCAUGGCCGCCCCGCCCCCACAGAAGACGCCAUUGAGCUCAGCCCGCUCGUGUGGACGUUAUUGAUGUUUUCACUGACAAACACUGUAACGCAUAACUUAUUAAUUUAAAUGUUUUUGGCAUUAUAUGCAAGAAUAAAAGUCAACGUUUUAGCGCAACACUUUUGUCAAUGCAUCCUGAAAGUGCAGUCCAAAAAGGACAAAACGAUCAGUUUUAUUUAUAUUUAAAACAUUAUAUGAUCCUGUUUUUUGUUUACCAUGUAUUUUGCUUAUGGAUUUGAGCCAAAUCCUGAAAACAUCUCAAAAAAGGAAGAUAUCUAAUGCACACAGUGAGCCAUUUUAAGGACAGGCUCGUUCCAGACAUAUCAUUCAAUAGUGGUGCUCCAGUUUUAUGAACAGAGAGGCAAUGCAUUGACAGCAUACUUUAAAAUAAUAUAUUUUAAUUCGGGAUGGAUAUUGAAAUUAUAGUUAGGGUUAUUAUUUCGUAGAUCUGUCAAGCUUUCAAUUAAGCGUAAAAUAGCUGGGCAGAGCUUACAUGUCUUCUGUCGCAAGAUGGCCGCCAGUUAAUUGGCUGUCCAUACUUUCCCGACUUUAGAAUGAGUCCAAAGUGAUCUAUAACGUCGUGAGAAACUAAGCCAAUUAAAGAUUGUAGCAAUAGAAGACAAAAAGGUUUUUGUCAAACUUUCCAAUGACAAAAUGGGCUUUUUGUGUCUAUGCUAAUGCUACAGGGGUUGGACAAAAUAGGUUUUUCCACUAACAUUUUGGCAUCAUCAUUGAACGUGAUUGUUCCUCAUGCUAUUCUUUAACAUUCUAAUAAAGUUGAGUAUCUCGUCUGACCAGCACAAUUCCCAGACCUCAACAUUAUGAAGCAUUUAUGGUCAAUUUUAGAGAUAAAAUUAAGCCGACAAUUUCCACCGCCAUCGUCUCUAAAAGAGAGCGGGGAUCAGCAACCCCCGGCUCUAGAGCCACAAGCGGCUCUUUAGCACUGCCCUAAUGGCUCCCUGGAGCUUUUUCAAAAAUGCUUGAAAAUGGAAAAAGAUGCUGUUUUUGAAGGAAGAACAUACUGUACUUCUAAUUCAUUCAUAUUGGGAUGAAUUUAAACUUGAGGCGGCAUUGUACAACAGAGUAGUCAUAUGGUGCGUCAUUAUAGGAUUCACGGCAGGGAAAAUGAACAUUAACUGUAUUUUCCGCACUUAAGGCGCAUCAGAGUAUAAGGUGCACCUUCAAUGAAUGGCCUAUUUUAAAACAGUUUUUCAUGUAUAGGGCACACUGCUUUAUAAGGUACAGUACUAGUAGUAGUAAUGGUUGGCGUUGCGUUAUAUAUCCACAAGAUAGAUAGCCUGGAACUCCAGACUCACCGCUCUUCCAGCGAUUGAGUCUGGCGACGGUCCCGCGGAGCAAAUUCCCAUGGUGGCGCAAGCCACAGCAAAUGAACAGCGGAGUGGACCAAUCAGUGACGGGUGAACGUGACAUUGGUAAAGCGACAAGAAACUAGCGCGAGUGGAGAACGGAGAAGUUUAUUCAACAUGGCUAGCGCAAGAGACUUGUCCGUGUUUUUCGUCAUUUAAAACAUUUAUUUAUAAUACAAAUAUACAAAUUUAUAUACAGUGGCGGACUUUGCAAUCUUGGGGCCUAAGGCGAACAUACCCAGGGGCCCUCUUCAUGGGUCAGGGGUUAAAAAGGUGAAAAGGGUGUGGAGGAAAUAUGCUCCAGUACACUAUGGCUGUCCUAAACGACAAAUUUUCUCCUGAUUAGUCAGCCGACUAGUUUUACGAUUUGCCGACUAAUAAUUUUCUUUUCUUUUUUUUUACUAAUUUAGCAAUGAAAUUUUUGUUGAUGCUUAUUAAUUCACAAAACCAUUUUGGAACACUUAAAUUCUUUAUUAAAGUACAAAUAAUCAUGUAAAUAACAAUAAUUAAUCACAAACAAUGAGGUUAAAUGCUGAUUGCAUUUACUAGUGCAAAAAAAUGGAAAGUAAAUAGAUUCAGAACAGUGACUUUGCCUUUCCAACAUUAUUCAAAACAAUUCUUUAAUAAUACAGCUAGAAUUUUUUUUAUAGUAUACUACUAUAUAUAAUAGUAAUAUCAUAAUCAUAAUUAUUCAUUGCCAGUCAUUGUCAUAAAAAGUGUCAUUUGAAAGCUAUUCUUAGUGUAGAAUCUGUAUUCUGUAGUAAUUACUCAACAUAUUAUAAUAUUAAUUCUGAAGUAUGUGGGAUUAACUCCAGAAAUAGUUAUUUAUAUGACAAACAUUUUAUUUUGAAAUGUUCACCGGAGUUACGUUCGCUAAACCGUUAACCGAAAGCUUUACACUCCGUAAAAAAAACCUCGUCAUUGCUUGUGGUGUCACUAAUAGAUUUUUUUUUUUUUCGUUAGCAAAUGCUGUUAACCAGCUGUUGAGGGUUAUUCUAUGACUGAUUGGAACUGUACUGCAUUAUUUCGCCACAGGGUGUGCUGUCGUGUAUUUUAUGUUCGGUGUGAAGAAGAAGAAAAAGUUAAAAGAGGCAUUAACGGCCUGUUCUCAACUUCUCCCUCACUGCACUUUGGCUCUCAUGGAGAGCACGUUCGCUGAGAUGUGUUCGAAAUAAACGAUAGCCGACGUGCAAAGUAGCAAGUGAGCUGUAGAAAUAGCGAUCUUAGAGGCGUGAAAAACACGGGAGAGCUAAGUGAAGCUAACGAACAGCUAAGCGAAGCUAAACGGUGCUAAAUGAAGCUAAGCGACUGAUACUCAGUUCGUUGUCGUGGAACAGUCCAUUGUAGUGCGUGUGUGUGGGGGAGAGAUAAUAUAAAUGCAGCAUUCAAAUGGCUUUCUUUUUUGUUUUGUUAUUUGUUUGUUUGGUAUGCUGACAUAAUCAUACAUGACGAAUAGUGGCCCAAGCUGUUGCUCGUUGGGGCAAGUGCAAGGGCAGCUGGUUGGGGGCCCCCUACAGGUUGGGGGCCUAAGGCGAUCGCCUACUUCGCCUGAAUAGUAGAUCCUAUGCAUAUAUAAGACACUGGCAGCUUUUGAGAAAAUUGAAGGCUUUCAGGUGCGUCUUAUAGUGCGGAAAAUACGGUAAUCAUGAAGAACGUAGCCAGCUUAGUCAUUUUGAUAGUAAGCUAAUAUAGCUUGUAAUGAGUUACAGGUAGGAUGCGUGCAUAAAAGUAACAAAAAGGGGGCGGGCUUCCACUUAUGCACUUUUAUUAACCAAAACUAAGUAAACGCGCGUUCGCAGAUGAACAGAAGAAGAACAUAUUCAAUAUAAAUAAAGCAGCGCCACCGCGUGGUGGAUUUCAGGAGGAACACCAUUUAAGGUUGGUGAUUGUUUUUAUUGGAAACAAUUCACAAGUUGUAUGAAUUAAUGCCUCGGAGAAUUGAGGCUGUAAUUACAGCAAAAGGUGGAUCUUUACCCUAUUAAAUGAGUUUUUGUUGAUUUUAAGGUGUUUCCAUUAUUUUGUAAAACCGCUGUAUAUCUAAAAUGGACAUUUUCAUAAACGGUCUCGUUAGUAAUCUGGGAUAGUGAUUUAUGUUAACUGCCGUUGACGUCUGUUGACGUCUAAUCAUUUUGAACUGCGAAGGGUCCAGCACAGGCUGACGGUACUGGACUGCGCAGACGAGUACCAAGCCGCCAUUUCGGAAAGCUGCCCUCCUGCCUCCAGACGAACCCUUUUCAAACAUCCUUUGUAAGAAAAUGCAUAACGGAAGUAGUUUCUUGGGAAGAGAUUAACGUUGCUUUUAUCCGGCCGGUUGCCGCUUGGAUGAUUCUGGGGCAAAAAUAUUACAAAUCCUUCUCCUGUUGACGUUUUGCUGGCUCCGACUGAGCCCCAAUG